Molecule: messenger RNA, 1532 nt
Organism: Chrysoperla carnea
Lineage: Eukaryota; Metazoa; Arthropoda; Insecta; Neuroptera; Chrysopidae
Product: phosducin-like protein
Exons: 1
Coding region: 114-953 (279 amino acids)
Biological process (GO): regulation of G protein-coupled receptor signaling pathway
Source: RefSeq, a predicted model, not a curated record
UAAACUUGAAGCAUCAAAAAAAAUUGAUUAUUUAUUUUGAUUACUCGAAUCUAAUUAAAAUUAUUUAAUUUGAGUGAAAGUAUUUUUAUAUUGUGCUCUAAUUGUACUUAAAAAUGGCUACGUUAGAUGAUAAAUUAUUGGGCGAAAAAGUACAUAAUUAUUGUAGUAGCAGUGAAAGUGAGGACGAAGAUGAAUCCGAUUCAGAAAAUAGCAAACAAGGAACAAAUAAAGAUCCAGCACCUCCACCACCUGAUCUCCAUAAAUGGGAAGGUUCAGCUGCAAACACAGGACCAAAAGGUGUGAUUAAAGAUUGGCAACGUUUUAAGCAACUCGAAACAGAGAGUCGUAUCGAACAAGAGAAAGAACGUAUAGAGCUGAUUAAAAAACUAUCACUUACAUGUCGAUCUGCCUUAGACGAAGAACGUGAUAAGGAAAAAGAUGCCGAUUUAGAUGAUAUAUUAAACGAUGAGUUCCUGUACGCAUAUCAAAAACAACGGAUGCAAGAAAUGAUAAUGCAAAAUGAAAAAAGUUUGCCGAAAUUUGGAAAUUUAAUUAAUUUAAAAUCGGGUGAUGAAUUUUUGGAAGCGAUUGAUAACGAACAUAAAUCGGUUAAUGUUAUCAUACAUAUUUAUGAAGAUUAUGUGCCCGCAUGUCGAACAAUGAAUACUUGUUUGACCCAAUUAACUAAAGAAUACGUUCAUGUGAAAUUCUGUAAAAUUAUUGGAUCUCUAGCUGGAAUGAGUCGUCUAUUUAAGGUGUCUGGUGUUCCUGCCUUGUUAAUUUAUAAAGGUGGUGUAAUGGUUGGUAAUUUUAUUCGAUUAACUGAUGAUCUAGGCGAUGAAUUUUAUCCGGAGGAAGUGGAAAGUUUCUUAAUUGAACAUGGUAUGCUUGUGGAUAAAACUUGUGUUCCUCCAAUCAUUUCGAAUGAAAACGAUGAUGCAGACAGUGAUUAAAUUGGAAUGUGGUUACUUUUCUCUUAAAACCACUUGUUCUCUGAUGGAAUUUCGUAACUUUUGAAGUUGGCUUUGUGUUUCGAUAACAAAAUUAAGUUUAGCAAUCUUAAAUCCUGAGAAAGAAUCGAUUGGAAUUGAAUUUUAAUGUUUGGGUGAUUCCAUACGUGACUGACACUACAUUUAAACCCAAAAUAUGUUUUAUUUUGCAUCAUAUUAUGUUAGCGGUUUUAGUUUUAGUUUAGUUUUAUGGUUGAUUCUACAUUUAUCUCUUUGUAGUAAAAUAUGCUUAACAAAAUGUGACUGACACUACGUUCGAGAGUGUUUAUAAACUUCGAAUAUCUUCCUCUAUGCAUUUAUAAUUUUAAAUUGUAUCUGGGGCCAAUUUUUAUUAAACAAAUUAUUGAAAAAAUGGUAAAAUAAAGAACCGUUGUAUUCUAGAAUCAAAUUUAUUACAAAAAUAAAUCGUGACUGACACUACCGUCACUCUAGAUUGCAAAUUAGUUGUAUUUUAAAAGAAAUCUUAGAAAUUAAUGUUCCAGGACACAAGAUGGGAAGUUCAAAAUCAUUUUAGAAAUAUGU